AUGAAAUUCCUCUCUACAGCACUGCUCCUCACAGCAGCCCUCACAACCGCCGCUCCAGUCGAGAAACUCUUCACGCUAGUCACAUCCGGAUCCAGCACGCCCGCGCACAACGGGCUGUCCCUCUCCACCCAGUCCACCGGCCCGCUCAUCAGCAAUGCCGUCUUCCGCGACACCGCCAACGCCGCAACCUUCUACCUAUCCAACAGCACAGUGCACUACGAGGCGCCCAAUGGGGCGCCGUACGUGCUGGCGCUGGUAGGCGGGAGCAGUGUCCAGGGCGGCGUGGAGGUCAGUGUGAGUCCAAGCGGCGCGGUCAGGACUGGGUUCCGUAUUGCGGGGGAUGGGGGGUUGCGGGCGAGCAGUGCGACGUGGGGUGGAUGGCUGGUCUGCCCGGGGGAUAAGGAUAGCGGGCUGCUGGGGCUAUUCUAUCAGGAUACCAGUGUGGGGAGUGGGGUGCCGGCCGGAUGUGACAGGGUCCAGCUGCGCGUGGUUUACACCUCUUCCUAG
Penicillium canariense is the source of this 507-nucleotide messenger RNA. RefSeq lists its product as uncharacterized. NCBI's taxonomy places the organism in Eukaryota, Fungi, Ascomycota, Eurotiomycetes, Eurotiales, Aspergillaceae. The transcript has 2 exons. The record is from RefSeq and is a predicted model, not a curated record. The coding region runs from base 1 to 507 and encodes 168 amino acids.